AUGGAAUAUGAUGAGGAUGAUGAUAUUUUCUUUGCAAAAUGGAUGAGCAGCUUCUGGGGCCACAAUUUGAUCGAUGAGGAGAAAGAAGGCAGAGGCCACAAGAAACGUCAGCCACGAGUCUGUAGCGAAAGGAGAUCAUCCCUGCCGGCCAAGCUUUCCUCCUUCCACGCAACACGACUUCAUGCUUCUGCCAAAGGCUCAUCUUCGGGCCACCUCAGGGGCUCCAAGGAAUUUCAAGACCAAGAUGUCAAAUGCCACUGCCACAGGAAGGCAAGCAGAACACCUUCAGCAGACAGCUCAUGUCCAGACACAAGCUCAAACUCCAUUCAGGAAUUUGCAGAGUCCUUUGAAAAGCAACUGCAUCUCAAAAGCAAACGCUCAGUUUCUUUGCAACCUGAAGGUGCAAAAGAGAGACGAGAAAGAGAAAAAUUGCAUUUGAGAAGAAGCAAGUCUCAUAAGAAAAUGGGAGAGAAAUCAGAUUCAAGGAGAGACCGAGAAGAAGCUGAAAGUUCAGAAGUACCUGCAAAAUACAGCGAACAGUUUCCAUUGCAAGCAAGCAUUCAGAAAGGUUAUGUAUGCACAGGCAGCUAG
Sturnus vulgaris (Common starling) is the source of this 591-nucleotide messenger RNA. It is a transcript of the gene LNP1, whose product is annotated as leukemia NUP98 fusion partner 1. Lineage: Eukaryota; Metazoa; Chordata; Aves; Passeriformes; Sturnidae. The record is from RefSeq and is a predicted model, not a curated record.